UGGGCCGGGCCCCCCGCGCGGGCCGCCAUCGCCCCCAGCCCCGAGCAGCGGCUGCAGCGCUCCGCGGAGCCCGGCCGCCGGCGUGCGUGAGGCCGGGGCGGGCCGGGGCAUGGCGCGGCGGGCGGGCAGCACGGCGGCGGACGAGCUGGCCAACGCCGCCGCCCGCGGCGACCUGCAGCGCCUGAGGGAGCUGCUGGACGGCGGGGCGGACCCCAACGCCGUCAACUCCUACGGCCGGACCCCCAUCCAGGUGAUGAUGCUGGGCAGCCCGCGGGUGGCCGAGCUGCUGCUGCAGCGCGGAGGCGACCCCAACCGCCCCGACCCGCGCACCGGCUGCCUCCCGGCCCACGACGCGGCCCGCGCCGGCUUCCUGGAGACGCUGGCGGCCCUGCACCGCGCCGGGGCCCGCCUCGACCUGCCCGACGGCCGCGGCCGCCUCCCCCUCGACGUGGCGGCGGGGGGCCCGCACGGACCGGUGGCCCGGUACCUGCGACAUCCGCCGCCCCGCGCCUAGCCUCCUCCGGGGCCGCCCCCCUCCCCUAAUUUAUUGCCUCGUUAGACGCGAAGUCGAGCAGCACUCACGUGUUGUGAAUAGUCCCCGGGGUCGCCUCUCCCUGCUCGGAUGCAUGAAGGACCGGUGGGGUACGCAUGGUUUUGUACGCUGUAUUUUGCACGUUUCUGUAUGUUAUCCUGCACUUGAAAUUGCACGCCCCUCCACGUUCUGUCCCCCUUCCACCCCCCCCGUUUUGUUUUUUUUUUUCCA
This is a messenger RNA of Chroicocephalus ridibundus (black-headed gull), 763 nucleotides long. RefSeq names its product cyclin-dependent kinase 4 inhibitor B-like. Bases 110 to 514 code for a protein of 134 amino acids. The transcript is spliced from 2 exons. Gene Ontology annotation, molecular function: cyclin-dependent protein serine/threonine kinase inhibitor activity; protein kinase binding. Gene Ontology annotation, biological process: negative regulation of cell population proliferation; regulation of cyclin-dependent protein serine/threonine kinase activity; regulation of G1/S transition of mitotic cell cycle. The record is from RefSeq and is a predicted model, not a curated record. NCBI's taxonomy places the organism in Eukaryota, Metazoa, Chordata, Aves, Charadriiformes, Laridae. Gene Ontology annotation, cellular component: nucleus; cytoplasm.